Pongo pygmaeus (Bornean orangutan) is the source of this 8242-nucleotide messenger RNA. It is a transcript of the gene GPR107, whose product is annotated as G protein-coupled receptor 107. Gene Ontology annotation, molecular function: clathrin heavy chain binding. Gene Ontology annotation, biological process: clathrin-dependent endocytosis. Gene Ontology annotation, cellular component: clathrin-coated vesicle; Golgi apparatus; membrane. The record is from RefSeq and is a predicted model, not a curated record. The coding region runs from base 1389 to 3191 and encodes 600 amino acids. Lineage: Eukaryota; Metazoa; Chordata; Mammalia; Primates; Hominidae. The transcript has 21 exons.
GAGUCUCACUCUGUCACCCAGGCUGGAGUGCAGUGGCGUGAUCUUGGCUUACUGAAACCUCCGCCUCCCACGUCCAAGUGAUUCUCCUGCCUCAGCCUCCCCAGUAGCUGGGACUACAGGCGCGCAGCCGUGAUGCCCCGCUAAUUUUUGUAUUUUUAGUAGAGACGAGGUUUCGCCAUGUUGCCCAGGCUGGUCCCGAACAACUGACUUUCAAGUGAUCCGCCCGCCUCGGCCUUCCAAAGUGCUGGGAUUCAGGCGCGAAUCACCCUGCCAGGCCUCAUAUCGUUUUUAGUACAGUAUUAUAUUCAAAUUUAAAACCAGAGAUUUUCAAAGAUGACACUUAACUUUAAAAGAUAAGAAGUACUCCAAAGCAGGCUGGGCGCAGUGGCUCAUGCCUGUAAUCCCAGCACUUUGGGAGGCCGAGGCGGGAGGCUCACUUCAGGUCAGGAGUUCGAGACCAGCCUGGCCAACAUAGGCUGAGGCAGGAGAAUCGCUUGAACCCGGAAGGCGGAGUUGCAGUGAGCUGAGAUCGUGCCAUUGCACUCCAGCCUGGGUGACAAGAGCUAGACUCCGUCUCAAAAAAAAGAAGUUCCUAUAAUUUCUAAAAGAAGCAAAGAAAGUUUCCAUACAGAAUUAAGAGAAAAAUGUUAGGACCCAGACUCGGGGUUGGAUGAAAUAGCAUGAGGCAACAGAACACAGGAGUUAAGAGCUUCCGUGUGAUUCCCAGCUCAACCUGGAGCAAAUGACUUAUUCCUCAGAGCCUCAGUUUGCUUACCUGUAAAGUAGGAAUAAUGGUAAUACGUACCUCCUAGCUCAUCAAAUUGUUCCAAAAAUUAAAUGCAACAAAAGGCCUAACAAAUUGCCUCAUAAGGGCUCAAUAAAUCGUAUUAUUGCAACCAUUUCGCCUGUAUUUGAGUGUGAAGCGCCUAGAAAAAACCCACAGGACCCCUACGGCGAGCCGGGAAUUUUUAGAUAUUUUCCUCCGAGUCAACGCUCAGUGAAAUCAGUUCAAUCAGUGGCCAGACACCGUGCGGCUGACACAGCUUAUCCCCCGACCCUGAGGUCAGGGGUCCCCGGAGCCCAAGGUCGCUUCCAAAGCUCAGCGAGGCGGAGGUACGGCCCGGGCUGGUCUGGUUCGGCCACCGUUGUUAUGGCAACCGCCAGGAGGUUGGCUUCAUCUCUAACUGAAAGUCUGCACAGGAGGGGCCAAUCGAAGGGCCCCGAGGUGGGCAGCACAGGCUCCUCGACGACUUCCUAGGUCGCAAUCUCCAGGAAAACGACCACAGGAGCUAGCCUCCGAGCCCCGCUCCCCGGGCCCUUCCGGCGGCUGCGCCCUUUAACCCCGGAAGUGGGCGGGAGAGGAAGCGGCUGGUGAUGCUGGAACAAACAUGGCCGCUCUGGCCCCAGUCAGCUCCUUAGCCUCCCGCGGUCCUAGGCUGGCCGCGGGCCUCCGGCUGCUCCCAAUGCUGGGUUUGCUGCAGUUGCUGGCCGAACCUGGCCUGGGCCGCGUCCAUCACCUGGCACUCAAGGAUGAUGUGAGGCAUAAAGUUCAUCUGAACACCUUCGGCUUCUUCAAGGAUGGGUACAUGGUGGUGAAUGUCAGUAGCCUCUCAUUGAAUGAGCCUGAAGACAAGGAUGUAACUAUUGGAUUUAGCCUAGACCGUACAAAGAAUGAUGGCUUUUCUUCUUACCUGGAUGAAGAUGUGAAUUACUGUAUUUUAAAGAAACAGUCUGUCUCUGUCACCCUUUUAAUCCUAGACAUCUCCAGAAGUGAGGUAAGAGUAAAGUCUCCACCAGAAGCUGGUACCCAGUUACCAAAGAUCAUCUUCAGCAGGGAUGAGAAAGUCCUUGGUCAGAGCCAGGAGCCUAAUGUUAACCCUGUUUCAGCAGGCAACCAGACCCAGAAGACACAAGACGGUAGAAAGUCUAAAAGAAGUACAGUGGAUUCAAAGGCCAUGGGAGAGAAAUCCUUUUCUGUUCAUAAUAAUGGUGGGGCAGUGUCAUUUCAGUUUUUCUUUAACAUCAGCACUGAUGACCAAGAAGGCCUUUACAGUCUUUAUUUUCAUAAGUGCCUUGGAAAAGAAUUGCCAAGUGACAAGUUUUCAUUCAGCCUUGAUAUUGAGAUCACAGAGAAGAAUCCUGACAGCUACCUCUCAGCAGGAGAAAUUCCUCUCCCCAAAUUAUACAUCUCAAUGGCCUUUUUCUUCUUUCUUUCUGGGACCAUCUGGAUUCAUAUCCUUCGAAAACGACGGAAUGAUGUAUUUAAAAUCCACUGGCUGAUGGCGGCCCUUCCUUUCACCAAGUCUCUUUCCUUGGUGUUCCACGCAAUUGACUACCACUACAUCUCCUCCCAGGGCUUCCCUAUUGAAGGCUGGGCUGUUGUGUACUACAUAACUCACCUUUUGAAAGGGGCGCUACUCUUCAUCACCAUUGCACUCAUUGGCACUGGCUGGGCUUUCAUUAAGCACAUCCUUUCUGAUAAAGACAAAAAGAUCUUCAUGAUUGUCAUUCCACUCCAGGUCCUGGCAAAUGUAGCCUACAUCAUCAUAGAGUCCACCGAGGAGGGCACGACUGAAUAUGGCUUGUGGAAGGACUCUCUAUUUCUGGUCGACCUGUUGUGUUGUGGUGCCAUCCUCUUCCCAGUGGUGUGGUCAAUCAGACAUUUACAAGAAGCAUCAGCAACAGAUGGAAAAGGUGACAGCAUGGGACCUCUUCAGCAGAGAGCGAAUCUAAGAGCAGGAAGUCGCAUAGAGUCUCACCAUAUUGCCCAGGCUGAUCUUGAACUCCUGGCCUCUAGCUGUCUUCCUGCCUCAGUCUCCCAAAGGGCUGGGAUUAUAGCUGCUAUUAACUUAGCAAAGCUGAAACUUUUCAGACAUUAUUACGUCUUGAUUGUGUGUUACAUAUACUUCACUAGGAUCAUUGCAUUUCUCCUCAAACUCGCUGUUCCAUUCCAGUGGAAGUGGCUCUACCAGCUCCUGGAUGAAACGGCCACACUGGUCUUCUUUGUUCUAACGGGGUAUAAAUUCCGUCCGGCUUCAGAUAACCCCUACCUACAACUUUCUCAGGAAGAAGAAGACUUGGAAAUGGAGUCUGUUGUGACAACAUCUGGGGUGAUGGAAAGCAUGAAGAAAGUCAAGAAGGUGACCAACGGCUCCGUGGAGCCCCAGGGCGAGUGGGAAGGCGCCGUGUGACAGAGCCGACCCUGAGGAUGGCACUGUCCAAGGAAACUGUUAACUUAUUCAUAGUCCUAUUGGACAGCAGGAGCAGCUCCUACAGUGAACUAUUGGCACCUCCGACAGUGACACCAGGGCACAUGGCUGGAGUACAGUGCUGCGGAAACCUGAUUUUGUACUCUGUUUUAGGGAAACGAUCUGUGGCUGUUUAGAGGCAGCUGGAUCCUCCUUCAGGCGGGAAUGGGAGGGCGGGCACAGGGAGGAGGAGAGGAAGAGAAAAGGAAGAAUUCAUUUUUAAUUUAGGUUUCUUUUUUUCUUCUUCAUUUCGGAGCUCUAAGGUGUAUGCAGUUGUGACCCCACGUGUGGGGAAGUGUAGCAAGGACGGCUGGUGGAGGGGGAAGGAGGGUGCGAGGUAUCUGUCUGAUGCUUUAGGAAAUGUCUACUGAGGACCCCGGGACUUAAGAAGAAAGGUGGGGAGAGUGCCAUUGCCUGUUUGGGAGACAAAAAUGAAUGAAAACAGGUGACUUUGGAAAGCAAAGUCAAAACCCAGUUUAGGAUGUAGCACCUGCCCCAGGAUUCCUGCCCUCGGUGUUGCCCCAGACCCUUAUUCCAGAUGCUGAGAGUGACCAGGACAGCAGCUCCUGAGGCCCAGUGGUCUUCUUUCCAACAGGAAAAGAAGGCUGUGAUAUCACUGUCAGGAUCAUGCCCUGUGGCACAGCACAGGUGGUGGGAGGUGGUUUUCUGAUUGAGAUGUUGCCUGAUGGAUGGAAAGAAAUGUGUUUUCCAGUUCGAAAAGCAUUAUCCUGUGGCAUUCCCUGGACAUCCACUCCCUGACAGCCCCGAGCAGCACUGUCUGGCUUCCCUUCACGCUGUAGCUUUGUUGUGUUUGAUCAGAAUUUUGGGGGAAAUGGAGAGGAGUUUUCCUUAAGUAGCAGCUGGGGCCAGAAUAGGUAGUAUUUAAGCAAAUACUUAAGUCCAAGCAAAUCAUCCCCAUUAAAAAGCUUUUCCUGUAGGCUAGUAGGAUUUCUAAAUAGAUGAAUUCAACAGACUUGGUCCCCGUAGUCCAAGAGUAUGUAUGUGAAGAAAGUGAGCACGAUUCAACAGUUUCACUCUCAGGGAUUUUAGGAUGGCGAAAUAUUUCACAGAAACUCAAUGAUUAAGUUCCCUUCCACACUUCCAGAGCUUGAAUGAACACAGGUAGCCACCUAAAGUGAGCAGUAUUGCAACUCAGAGAGAAAAUCAUCUGAAUAGUAGGAUAAGCUCAGAAGGUCCAUUGUGACUGAGGGCUUAAAAGGAGACCAAAACAUGGCCCCAUCAGGAAAGCUUCUUAAUGCUUGGGGGGCCAGCUAGGUAGGGUUGCUUCCAAAAGCUGGAGCCCACCCCUGCCUGGGGCUUGUCAGAGAGCCACACCUGCAGGGGAACAGGGACCUCUGGGGGUGAUAGUCGUGGUCUCUGGGAGUUGUUUUCUCACCUUUGGCUUAGAAGGGUCAGGCAGAAACCACAGGAUGUGGGGUCACACUCACUAUCCCAGGUGUGGGAACCUGAAAAAGUCUCCAUUCAGAACAUGGUUGUUCUCCCUGUCCCAUGCUAUCUUAUCUUCCUAAAUGACUAAUAAGGAAGCGGGUGUUCUUUUUCUGCACUUUGAUUCGCCAUCUGGGUUCUGUAGGGUGCUCUGAAGGUGCGAUCUGCCUUCUGGCUGAUGUGGAGGAAGAGCAAGCGCCUUCCCAGGCCACAGCUGCUCACCUCUCGGCAGGUAUUUUAGGCAAGCAUCCGUGUGUCUUCCCAUCUUCAGGAGAAGGGUAAAUGCUCCCUAAGUGUUCACUUCUGGACCUUUUUCAAGUUCCCUUGGGAUUGUGUGACAGAAGGGAGUUGGAGGGAGGAUGGGAAUAUUUUUAACACUUUGUUUUCCUGUGCAGAAACAUAAUACCAGUUUUCGCAGAAAUAUGUCUCAAUCUGUGACUACCAAAGCCCUCCUCAGUCCUUCCCUCAGAGGGACACAUUUGCUGUUUCUCCCGCAAGCAGAUGUUGUGGAUGAGGCGAUAGACUCCUUGGCAAGAACGAAAGGUGUGAUGAAACCUCCCUCCUCGGAAGGGUCUCCGUGGAGGUGUCCUCAUUUCACAUGCUAGGUUUUGCAAGCAAGGAAGCCAGGCAGUGGAGGAGCUAGAGAUAGGCAGGCGUGUGUGUGGACAAGCACUGGAGCCGCAGCCGUCAGACUGGCACGGGAAUGCCAGCGUUGGGUGUUCAGAUUCCACGCGUAUGUAUCUCUGGGCUCACUCACAGCAUGGCCAAGUGUCUGCAGUGCUCGUCCUGACCCUUCCAGAGCAGCAGUGGACAGAUGAGAUAAGACUGUUUCAGACACAAAGAUGGCCACAGCCUUCCUAACAAGCAGGUCAUCUGGCCAUGUCUGUAUUGUAACUGGUAAAAGGCUUCAAGUCAGAUUGAUGAUCAAGAAAAGUCAAAACCGCAGCCCAAGAUUGAGAAAGCAGGUGGUGGUUCCAAGCUUUUAAAAAAUUAUUGAAGCUCUCCAUCCUGUUCUGUGAGUGUGUCUUCUCUUUCUCCUUCACGUCAUAGCUGUGACCCACCGUUCAUCUCUGCUCUUGCAUAAAGAUGACCGAUGGAGUCCAAAGCCAAGUGGCUUCACCAGCUGACAAGCCACCCUCCUGCAGCCUGAGUUUCACAGUCCACUGGGUUCGUUGUCAUGCGGUGUUUGAAUGGUUAAGCCCUUGCAGUAUUUCAGGGAUCGGGCAAAAAAUAUCGGAUGCACAUAGCAGAUCCAUUGGUGGUAUUUAUAGCUUCGCUUUGUACUCCUCACUGUUUCUGCCUACGCAAAAUAUCCAUGUUUCCUUUGAGAAAUCUGUUGUGGACUGAAAGUGCUGCUGGCUGUGAAAUUUAAUAAAGUGUGUGUGCUUUGCUAGAAAAUUAUUUCUUGGACAAUAGGAACAGUCAUUGAUCUCUAAAUCCUGGCUCUUAACAGUGGCCAAGGACUUGAUCAGCCCAUUUCUUGGUCCCUCAGUGCUUUAAAAUUUAAGUAGCACUGCAUUUUGUAAUGUUGAAUAUGACUCUAGUGACUUGUAGGAAGCACUUGUGAGGAGAUGCUUGCUUCAGUGUAAAAGAUGCUCAUGGCAUGAGUCAGUUGAGUUUUCUUUCAAGAAACCACUUUAGAGUGAAAUAUCCAGGGUUUCCCCGCCCUGGACAUGUCCAGCCUGCCAAGGCAGCACACAGCCCCGUAAGUCCACUUUGUGUGGGUGAGAUUUCCUCCUGCAUGUUGACCUCAUCGCCGUCUCUGCUGUCUCUGGUUCCACAGCCUCCCUCCCUCUUUUCUCCUCCUCUGCCCUCGCCCUUCCCCCUUCCCCUCCUCCUCCCCCUCCUCCUCCUGCCCUCGCCCUUACCCCUCCCCCUGCCCCUUCCCCUCCUCCUCCCUCCCUCACCUCUUCCUCCUCCCCCAUCCCUCCUCCUCCCUCCUCUUCCCUUCUCUGCCGUCUUUCUCCCUGUGCCUAUUGAUCCCACAUAGGCUCAUUCUGGGCACAUGGGCUAAAGGCUUUGGUGCAUUGCAGCGUUUUCUCCCAGCAGCUGUGUGAAAGAUGCAUUUUCUAAGCUAAGGAGAAUUUUCUCAAGAGUGGCAUACUCAUGCCAAAUAUUAUUGCUCUGGGCCAUAUAGGAUGGUCUUCCUCCACACUAAAAUGGGUUUCUUGUUUUGGUACUUAAAACAGUCUACUCCAGGCAUCCAGUUCUUACAGACCAAGGAAGAGCAUAGCGAUGCCUGUUGGAAUGGCAGAUGCAUUCUGGCCUUCUCCCCCGUCCUGAAGGAUUUUCUUCGAGGAAGGCUCUUAGAACAUUAGACAGUCUGCUGAGGUUGUUGGCCCAGCUCCAUACACCCAGUAGAACAGUGGAACAACUUAUGCUUCAUGCUGCCAAGCUGCUGUACUUCAAAGGAAACAGAUCUAGCACACUCCUGCACCCCUGCUUCCACACUCCACACUUCACCCCUCUGCUUUUCUCUGACCCUCCCCUGGCCUUGUAAGACUCACCGUAAGCUAAGUCCAGGAUGCCUGUGGCCUGCGGCUUGAUUCUUCCCUUUAGGAUUCAGCAAGUUAAUGGCUUCCUCGCUAUAGAAGUGAGACUUUGACUUGAUACCUCUUGGUAUAUCAAAAAGGUAUUCAUCCAGAACGUACCAAAUGUUCUGAAAGACCCGCUCUUCACUCCAGUGUUCCCUAGGGUGUUUCUGGCAGGGCGUCUUUAAAAGGCAUCUACCUGAGUUGACGCUAAUACUAGUCACCACCUGGAAUGUAGUUAUUGGUCAGCAGGCUGAACAUACUCCAGAUUCCCCAGAGGCUACUUCUGUAGCCCAGCGAUGCAUCUGAGCCUCUCUGCAUGGUUUAUGCUUGAAAAAUAGAUAAUGCUUUUAGAUGGUUCACUGCCAGGCCAUGGGCCUCACACAUCUCAGGCCCUGUGUGAGGGAGCACACUGAGAUGGUGCAGGAGUGAACGGGCAUGGCUUGGCCUCGCUGCCUCAGGGACCUGUUGGAGUUCUGACAGCAGGGCGUCUGCAGGUGGGACAGUGUUCUGGGCAGAGUCAGAACGGUCAGAAUGAAACAGAACAGCCAACUCACCCACAGGACUGCUUAUUUUGAGGCAGGGUUUUGGAUUUUGGAGGGAGCAGCCAGAUGAGGUGGUGAGUCUCCAGAAGGUCAGCCUUUGGAGCACGUAAGAUACUGUUACAGGGUCCAGAAAUCGUGGCCACAUGGGGGCUUUGACUCUUCAAACAGCUUUUGCAGAUCGUAAAUUGCAUUUGCCUAGUCAUGUGACCUCAAAAGAAGUCAGACAUAUUUAAUCCAGAAAUAGUUUCAUUUGAGGGAGGGCUUGCAGGUCUGUAAAUAGCAUUUGCUUCCCUGGUUAGAGAUUGGGAUGCAGAAGGAGUUUUCAGUAUUUUUUUUAAACACUAAUGAUCAUUGAAGAGUAUUUAUGUAAACAUACAAUGUAUAAUGGGUGGGGGAUCCGAUCAGGGUGGUGUACGGGGGUGAAUUCUCUUGCCGUGUUGCAAAUGUGUAAAAUAAAGAUUAUCUGGCAGAA